UGCAUUGCACUUCUGAGCAGCCAGUUAGUAAUAUACGGUGGAGAGAUCCUCUUUUUCAAAUCCCAAGGCUCCAGGCCAUGCAAUGCUAGUAUUGCAUUUUCAAUUAGCUUCUGAGUGAAUGCUUGGCAUAUGUAGAAGUGAGCUGGUACACAAUUAGCUUAUUGUUCCUUUCAGCUUUCUGCUGAGAGGAUCUGAAGGGCUCCUGAAGAGAGGGGAGAGGGGAGGAAAAAAAGGGAAAUAGCCAAGCCAGUGGCAUCUCUGUGGAUGUGGCAUAAGGGAGUUGCUCGGCUCCCGCAGAUUCCCGUGCUAAGUCGGGAGUUACAGCUGUUACUGCGGAGCUCAGCCUGGCUGUGGGGACGGCGCCGGGGCAGAGGCACAGACCCAGUCUCCAGCUCCAGCCUCGCCUCUCGUCUGUCUCACCUCAGCACCACGAUGGAGCCCAACAGCCCCAAAAAAAUCCAGUUUGCUGUGCCCCUGUUUCAGAGCCAGAUAGAUCCCGAGGCAGCUGAACAGAUCAGGAAAAGAAGGCCUACACCAGCAUCACUCGUCAUCAUGAAUGAACACAUGCCCCCAGAAAAAGAUGAGAAGAGAACAAACAUCUCACAGGCAGAGUCGCAGAGCGCCUCUCCCAAGCAGAGGAAGCAGAGUGUCUUCACCCCUCCUGCGCUCAAAGGGAUUAAGCAUCUGAAGAGUCAGAGUGACUCAGUGUUUCCAGAAGAAGAGGAGGGAGUUGGCGAGAGGGAAGAGGAGUGGGGCCAUUAACCAGCACAGGGCGGCAGAGCCCAGUCCCGGAGAGUGACGGAGCUGCCCCUUGGCCCCACCAUGCCCUGCCCGCUCCUGUGUCCAGGGGGCUCUGCAGGCACUGCACACGUGUCUGGUGACCCUUCUUCCUGGAGACAAAACAGUUAUUUUAAAGUCAUUUUUUUCCUUUUCUUUUCUAUGACUUAGAAAUGUUAUUCGCAAAUGUGUUAGCUCCCUGACGUCAGUACUGCCAGAGCUUAACUACUGCGUGUGAGCUGUAUCUAAGGCUUCUUGUAAAUAAAGGUGAUUUAAAAGGUACAAAAUAAAUAAUACAUUAAUUUAGACAAGAUUGUCUAUUGUACAGAGGGUUUGUCUUGCUACAGAGAAAUGUUCAUAUAAAAUGAUCCUUUCGGUUAAGGGCAGUUUUUACCAUUGUUGGAAAAGUUACUUGCAGUGAUGUGGACAGAAGAAAGGUGGCGAAGUAAGCAGAGGUGACUGUCUAGAGAAUGAUGCAAAGACACCCUUCCCUGUGUUCCCUGGGUAUGUGACACUUAAAUACUUGUCUUGAUUUUGGUCAGACGCUGCCUUGUCACAGCAGCCAAAAGGACUUCUCUCUACACAAGACCUCUGUUAUGUGGAGGCAUUCAGUGUGGGAGUGAGGAGCACGGGCAUGUGCAAGGCCUGGGAGCGAGGUCCCAGCCCCAGCUGAGCCAUGGCAAGUGCCACAUCCCCCCUUGUCACCUGCAGCAAGGACAGGUCACAGCCCUCCUGCCCUGCACCCGGCUCAGCCUGAGCCAGUGACUGACAGCACAGCAAGCUGCACAAAUUCAUUUGUGUCUGAGUCCCAGGGUUUUGGCUGAAGUCAGCAUGGUUCAUUUUCAUUUUUUAGACCAUGUAAACCUUAUGGCAUGAAAUGGAAUAAGGUAGAGAAGGAAAACAAUGUUUCUUCAGAGUGACACUUAACAGAUUAUUUCAAUUUUUCAAUCAAUGGUAGAUUUUUAAAUGAAUUCACUGUCAUUUUGUAUUAACUGUUUGCCUUUGAUAUUUUAUCCUCAGUUUAACUUUCCACUGCUGCAAGGCUCUUUUAAAGGGUUGUGCUAAAAAAAAAUAAAUAAAAAUAAAAAGAAAGAAGGGAUGAAAUAUAGGAAAAUACAGAGCCUUUUGUCUAUACCUUGCAUGGUGAUUUCAGUCUCAAUCUGAGGUCUUCCACGAAGACCUGCUAAGAACAGGAUCUGUCAACUAGUGUUUAUAUUUGAGAGCCAUUUUUUUCCCUCCAUCUGUAUCUCUGUAUCUGUCCUCUUUGGUUCCAGUUUCUGUAGAAACACUGCACACAGGAUCCAUGACUCCAGCUCAGCAAGGGUGUGCAAGAAGGACUAAAGAAGGACUCUGCAAUUAUACAGGAGCCACUAUAGGACCUACAGGACUGAGAGCUUUUUAUGCCCCAAACAAGAAAAAGAAGGAAAUGACCCUUCAAAAACCAUUUGAAUGGCCCCAAGUCAGGACUGGAAUGGCAGCAAGAAGAGCUGGGCUCAGGUCCCAGCUUUGCCAUGGCUUUGCUUUCACACAGCACCAGGCUCUUCACAAAAUUGCUUGUUGCCACAGUACUCCUAAGGUGUGAAUCAGACGUUGGUGUUUAACCUCACACCAUCUCUCUGUGUUGCUAGCUAAUAAAGCACUUUGGAUAUUAA
This is a messenger RNA of Cyanistes caeruleus (blue tit), 2429 nucleotides long. RefSeq names its product protein phosphatase 1 regulatory inhibitor subunit 1C (gene PPP1R1C). Gene Ontology annotation, cellular component: cytoplasm. Gene Ontology annotation, molecular function: protein phosphatase inhibitor activity. The record is from RefSeq and is a predicted model, not a curated record. Gene Ontology annotation, biological process: intracellular signal transduction. NCBI's taxonomy places the organism in Eukaryota, Metazoa, Chordata, Aves, Passeriformes, Paridae.